Molecule: messenger RNA, 1452 nt
Organism: Candidozyma haemuli
Lineage: Eukaryota; Fungi; Ascomycota; Pichiomycetes; Serinales; Metschnikowiaceae
Exons: 1
Coding region: 1-1452 (483 amino acids)
Biological process (GO): cardiolipin acyl-chain remodeling
Cellular component (GO): mitochondrial inner membrane
Molecular function (GO): A2-type glycerophospholipase activity
Source: RefSeq, a predicted model, not a curated record
AUGGCCAGCUUGGUUUCCCAGUCGGUCGCCACGAUGGGCGAUCCAAACGAUAAGAAUAAAAGUGCCGAUGUUCCUACGUCUAUUGAGUUUUCCAGAUCUGUCAGGGACUGGUGGAACUGUUCCUCCAACUUGAAAAGACCCUCGCUGGGGCUUGAUAACCCGAAGUUUGCUUUGGCCAGAAAACGGCUUAUCCGGUUGGAGUAUGACUUGUACCGGGCCAUUUUGUCGCUGGACGUGUCGAUGUUGCCUCCUGGCGAGGAUAAGCUUGAUAACGGGGAAAAGCCGAUCACGGCCCGUUUCCUAGAUAUCGUGCUAGAUGACCCUCUGGUGUACAUUCACGAGUUUGAAAUUACCAACAAAUCUGAUCUUUCGCUUCCAAAAAGAGAAAUCGUGGUUAUCCAUGGGUACAUGGCGGCACUGGGCUACUUUGUCAAGAACUUUGAGGCGUUUGCUAAGUCUUACGGCAACUUGACCGUCCAUGUGCUUGAUAUGCCUGGUUUCGGCAACUCGGCAAGGCCAAAGUUCCCUUCUGAGUUGCUUAAAACGCCUAAAGGCGCUUCAAAGGCUAGGCAAGUGUCCCAGGUUCUUGGCGCAGAGGACUGGUUUAUCGAUAAGUUCGAGCAAUGGCGUGAAAAACGCCAGAUUGACCAGUUUGACCUUGUAGCCCAUUCCAUGGGCGCCUACCUCGGAAGUUGCUACAUUAUGAAGUAUAACCACCAAAACAUCAUUACGAACUUUGCUGUGGUGAGCCCUAUGGGCACAGAAUCGAGUUGCGUGAGCUUGAUCAAUAAUAAGACCCACCAGCGUAAUUUCCACGAUGGUGGUGACCCUCUUGAAGAGAUAUUUGCUUCUCAAGACUUUGACGAUAAUGAAAAUCCAGAACUACAACGCUUGUGGCAGAAAUUGGGUGAACCCAAGUUUCCCAAGAAUAAGCUUCUUCAGACUAUGUGGGAAUGGAGCGUUUCGCCUUUCCAAAUACUUCAGGUGUUUGGCCCCGUCUAUUCUAAGGUCUUGUCGUACUGGUCAUUCCAGCGCUUCAAGAACCUCAAGUCUAAUUCUGAAGAUUCAGACGCUCCGAUCAAUAUUGACUUGAUCAACAAGCUUCACGAAUACUCCUUCUCCGUGUUCAACCAGUACCAAGGGUCUGGUGAACUUGCUAUCACGAAGCUCAUCAACCAUAACAUUCUUGCUCGUCUUCCACUUUGCGAUCGUGGUUUCAUGGAGCUUAUUCAUGACACUGGUCUCAACACGUUGUGGCUUUAUGGAGACAAGGACUGGAUGAACAUGCAAGGAGGAAAGUAUUGCGUCGAUAAGCUUAAGGACCUUGGUGAUGAAAAUGCGACUUUGACAGUCGUGAAAGAUGCUGGUCAUCAUAUUUAUUUGGACAAUCCCGAGGAGUUUAACAAGGUGGUCUUGAAGUUUUUGGGCCUAGAUAAGAAUAAGUCAUCUUAG